AUGCUGACGGGGCUGCAGCUGCCCAAGAGUGACGAUUGGAGGAUGUUUACCGUGCCCGAGGUGCUCAAAAUCCUCGACCUCGAGAGGGUCUGUGCCACCGAGGGCUCGAAGCUCACCGCGAAGAAGCGCAGGGCGGUGGAGGCCUGCCUCCAGAGCAAGCGGGAGGAGUUCGAGGUGGACGUGGACGAGGAUGGGCAGCUCAGGAAGGGGAGGAAGGUGGUGAAGGCGGAGAAGACGGAGAGGAAGAAGACAGAGUGGUUUGUCCACAUCGGCUGGGCCUUCUUCGCCCUCCUCUUCAACUUCCGCCGCUUCGAGGGCUGCGGUUGGCGGGACCGCCCGCCAGAGGACGCCAAGAUACACAUGUAUGUUGGCAUCGACCCCGGCCGAACCAAUAUGUUCACGGCUAUCGAUGAACAUGCCAAUGUUACAUCCUGCUCCUCCAAGGAGUUUCACGCCAUGUCGGGGUCCCAGCGGCGGCAGAAGACCAUUGCGAGUUGGCACGCAAAGGCCCCGGACUAUGUCAAGAAGCUGCACCAGUGCCCGACCUAUAAGACAGCGAGCACAGCGGUGCUCCUGUCGCGGGUCGUGAAGAUCGUGCCAGACCUGCGGCGUGGCCUGGCCUGGCACCGGGACGGGAAGCCGUUCCGGAAGCUGUGGCACCAGGCCUACGUCGGCAGGCAGCGGGCAAUCACCCGGCUGGCGGAGCAGUUCCGCGCACCCCCGGGCAGGACUACAAUUGUCGGCGUGGGCAACUGGUCGGCCCAGGACAGAGGGGGCAUCAUGCGGGGGCCCCCGCCUGGGCCCUGGAUCCGCUUCUUGCGGCGCCUGCGGCGGGUGUGCAGGGUGGUGGUGGUUGACGAGCACAGGUCAUCAAAGCUGUGUUGCGCCUGUCACGCCACCCUGCACGCCCACCAGUACGUGCGGGUGCGCAACGGUGAGGAGAAGCUGGUGGACGUGUGGGACACCAAGCGGUGCACGAACAAGGCCUGCAAGGUCAACGUCGUGAACCGCGACGUGAACGGAGCGGCCAACAUGCUGAUGCUGACCAAGCAACCAACUGCGCCAGUCAGAUCCCGCUUGCGGGAAGCAGCUGUGCAACCGGCGCAAGCCCGGUAG
Messenger RNA from Auxenochlorella protothecoides, 1116 nucleotides. RefSeq lists its product as hypothetical. The coding region runs from base 1 to 1116 and encodes 371 amino acids. The transcript has 5 exons. The record is from RefSeq and is a predicted model, not a curated record. Lineage: Eukaryota; Viridiplantae; Chlorophyta; Trebouxiophyceae; Chlorellales; Chlorellaceae.